UCUCGCGCUCAUGCUACGGUACGCCAUUUGUGUCUAGCAACAAAAAGCGCGGACAGUGGCGAUAUUUGGACAAUCAAAGGUUAUUCAUCCAUCGUCAACUCAAGUUUUCAAUUUUAUGUAAAUGAAGCAAGAUAAUACAUAGAUCAGAAACGACUUUCGAACAGCGGGCUCCUUUGGACAGAAUGCCAAAAAGGGGAUGCCCAGUUGUCGUGCACAUGGAUGAUGUACAAGCGAAGUCACCCAGUAGGGCUAUGACACCUGAAAAACAGGAUGGGGGACCUACUCAACGGCUGCAGGCAGACACUGUGACUGAAGAUGUGAAUACUCGUUGCUCAGUUUGUGACUUCUCAGCAAAAUGCCCAAGAUCGCUGAAGAUUCACUAUGCACGGAAACAUAAAAAGAGCACAAAUAAAGCUGCUGAACCUCUUGAGGACAGGCAAACCAUUUCUGAUGAUUGUACACGUGAAGUUCAAAAAGAAAUUGACAUGGAGACAGAAUGUCCUGUUGAGUCAAAUCCAGGGUUAGGGCCAGAUGAUCCAAGAUCUGCUUCUCUCGACAAUGAUGGUGGUAACUUUGCAAUAUCAGACAAGCAGGCAAAACAAGAGCAGGGAAUAUCCAGUCAAGAGAGAAGAGUGAGCAAACGAACCCCCAAACCCAAGAUAAUCUACUCAUGUAACUUCUGUGGCCUUGAGUUUCGGGACAAAUCUCCUCUCGAUGUACAUAUACAGCGAUACCACAGUAAAGACAGCCCACGCACUGUUGAUGCAGACGUGUACAUGGAUGAAGAGGACGCUGAGACCACUGAAAGUGCUUUCAAGAUAACCCCUGCACAAGGGGAGCCAAAACGUACAGGGAGCAGAUUGAAGCUGAAUUGUGCAAACUGCGAUUUCAAGGUUUUCACAGUUUCGUUGCUGGAGAGCCACGCUCGUGUCAAGCACCCGGGCCUGGAUUGGUACCGCUGCAAAUUGUGUAACUUCUUUUCCGCUACAUCUGAAUGGAUGGACAAACACCUGUGCUCAGAUACUCACAAGCAACAUAUGAGCAGGCAUAAUAGUGCUUCUCAUUCCUCCUAUGUUGAGAGAGUAGCCAAAGGAGAUGGGGGUGAAGACGGCAUAGCUGGUGUGGCUCAGGAAAUUAAAGAGGCAAUGGAGGCUGCUAAAGUUGUAGUGGAUGAGGAAGACUUGGAAUCAGAGCCUCCAAAACCUAAAAGAGUGAGACCAAAACAAGCAUCUUCAACCAAAUGUGGUUAUUGCGGCUUGGUGGUGUCUAAUGCUACCAACCUCGGUGUCCAUGUCCGCCGUAAACACAGCAAAGAGUAUGUAUACAGGUGUACUCUGUGCUGCUAUAGCUGUGUUACCAAAGGAGACAUUGAUCGCCAUUGUAUCACUAAGAAACACAGGAAACGUGUGCAACAAUGUGAAAAUAGCAGCCCUGUCAAAAAUCUUGCAGGCCCUUUACCCCAGGAACCCACAGAUACACAAUCCCAGGAACCAAAAGAAGCUUCUUUUACCAGAAACAUGGAGCAGGAAUCACAAGGCUCCAAAAAACACAGUGAUGAAGAGCAAACACUGUCAUACACAUGCUCAGUAGAAGGUGAAUAUGACUCUGUUGCUUGCAGUCACUGCAAUUUUAUAGCUCACUCAGUCCCCUCCCUCGAUCUUCAUGUGAAACGAAAGCACACAAGAGACUUCGAAUAUGUCUGUUUGGCAUGCAGAUACUAUGCUGUAACAACCGGCGAAAUGUCUCGCCAUGCCAGUACAGAGAGACACAAGCAGAAAAGCCUGAAAUUCCAGGCACUACAAGGGAAUGGUGGCCAAAAAUCUUUGCAGUCCCCGGCUGGACUCAGUGAGGUUAUUGAUCUUAGCGGUGCAACAGUUCAUGUUGAGUCUGAACCUUUAAGCCUUUCAGAUGAGCUAAAGCUAAGUUCAGAAGAAAGCCAAAAAGAAAAAAAUCAGUACGCGGUGACACCUUCUGUUCCUGUUGAGCCUGUUGAUGCUGUGGGGAUGUUAGCUGACAAAGCAAAGGAGAAGAAACCAGAGAGCAUUGCAUCUUCCUCUGGUGAUGCUCAAGAUGUGACGCACUUUACAGUAGAGCAAACAGCAGAGGCUGCGAAUAUGCCCCAAGCAGAACUUGAAGUGGUACAGUCUUCACAGCAAGAAAUUCAAGAAAAAGAUGACAAAUUCAUGGAAGGGACAAGUGCAGAAAAAAGUUCGAAUUCAGUUCCAAGAAUGUCUACUGCCCGACCUUUUGAUACCUGCAUUGUGUCCGUAAAGGCCCUCCCUAAGCAGGAGCAGGCAUCGCUGGAGGGCGUUGCACUCGAGGGUGAGGUUGUUGUUAAAGGCUUGACAGGAGAAGCACCAGUACCGUCUGGACUCUUGUCCCAUUAUGUCAAAAAGCUUAAACACAAGGAAGUGAGCGUUGAAACCAAAGUGAGAAGCACCCGAAUUCGCUGUGCUGACUGUGGCUUUUUGGCAGAUGGCCUAAGCGGCCUGAAUGUCCACGUGUCAAUGAAGCACCCAACAAAGGAUAAGCAAUUCCACUGUAUGGUGUGUGGCAAGUCAUUCUACACUGAGAGCAACCUGCAUCAACACCUGGCCAGCUCUUCCCACCUCCGAAAUGAGCAGAACAGCCUCGAUGAACGUGAUGACGGCAGAGCGUGCUUCAAGUGCACAAAAUGCACAGAUCGCUUUGAAACGGAGCAAGAUCUGUUCAUUCACAUCAAGGAGAAACAUGAUGAGCUGCUGAAACAAGUCAACAAGUAUGUGAUCGAGGACACAGAACAGAUUAAUCGUGAGCGGGAGGAGCACCAAGGCAACAAGUGCAAGUACUGUGGCAAGGUGUGCAAGAGCAGCAACUCCAUGGCCUUCCUGGCACACAUUCGCACACACACUGGAUCGAAACCCUUUCUUUGUAAGAUCUGCCACUUUGCAACGGCUCAGCUGGGAGAUGCCAGAAACCACGUGAAAAGGCAUCUUGGCAUGAGAGAGUACAGAUGUGACGUCUGUGGAUGGGCCUUUGUGAUGAAGAAACACCUCAGCACCCACCUACUUGGAAAACAUGGAAUUGGCCAACGUAAGGAGAGGAAGUUCGAGUGCAAAUUGUGCGAGCGCUCCUUUAGUGAAAAAUGGGCCCUGAACAACCACCUGAAACUGCACAGUGGGGAGAAACCAUAUAAGUGUUCCUGGCCAUCCUGUCACUAUGCCUUCCUCAACCUGUCAGCCAUGAAGGACCAUUAUCGCACACACACUGGUGAAAAGAGUUUCCUGUGUGACCUGUGUGGUUUUGCUGGAGGCACACGGCAUGCUCUCACUAAGCACAGACGCCAGCACACAGGAGAGAGACCCUUCAAAUGUAAACUUUGCAACUUCGCUUCGACCACGCAGUCCCACCUGUCAAGACACAAUCGUGUUCACACUGGAGAGAAACCAUACCGUUGCCCCUGGUGCGACUACAGAUCCAACUGUGCUGAGAACAUUCGGAAGCACAUCCUCCACACAGGAAAACAUGAGGGAGUGAAGAUGUAUAACUGUCCAAAAUGUGACUAUGGCACCAACUCUCCCAUAGAGUUCCGCAACCACCUAAAGGACACCCACUGUGAUAUUGAGAAUCCAGACCUUGCUUACCUACAUGCAGGUAUCGUGUCCAAGUCUUUUGAGUGCCGCCUUAAAGGCCAGGGGGCUUCUUUUGUGGAGACAGAGGUUGUGGACUCCUCUGUGGACAGGAAGCUCAGCAAUGAAGGAGAUGUCCAGCAGGUCAUCAUCAUCCAAGGCUACAGUGAUGAAGAGGUGGCCGUCGACCAGACCCUGGAGGAGUCUGCCGCUGCCACACUGCAGACUCUGGCCAUGGCGGGCCAGAUGGCAGAGGUCCUCCACAUCACAGAAGACGGACAAGUUAUCGCCUCAGGUAGGGAGGUGGCGUCUGCAGGGGCCCAGCUCGCCAGGGGGAGCACCCGGUAUGUGGUGCUGUCAACAGGGGAGGCUGCCAAUGAGCUACAGGCCACAGCCCGAGGCGCCUCUGAAGCCACGGGAAGAAGUCACAUCGUGUCAGAGUCGUCCACGGCUCUGGAUGCCCUCCUCAGCGCUGUGAGCAAGAUGGACCACCAGGAGAAAAUGCUCGGAGAGGCAUCUGCCGCUGACGAGGUCGCGCCCCCCGAGACGGCCGAGACCGUGCAGAGUGAAGCGCGGCCGCUGGUCAAACAGGAGGAGGAGGUGCAGGUCAUUAACCAGACCGGUCAGGAGGACAUGCAGAACCUGCUGCAGCUGGCAGCCUCUCGGAUGAUUAAGGAAGGUCUCACCCAGGUCAUCGUCAACGACGAGGGCACUCACUACAUCGUUACCGAGCUGGACAACUGCACCCUACAGGUAGAGGGAGGCGUGUAUGAAGUGGCCGCAGCCGGAGAGCAAGAGGCUGAGGGCCAUCACGAUGACGCCCCUUAAUUCGACGAGUGCUGUUUGUCUUGGCCAGGAAUUUUGUUUUCAUCCUCACCCCUCAACGUAACUCCACAUAGACAGCUAGUAUACAAUGAAGGAAGAGGAUUGUAUUCAAAAAUAAACAGAUGACUAUUUUGGGACCACCCAGACGAAGCUAAAUUAAUGCCAAGCCACGUUCCUGGGAGCUUGUUUUACAUUUAAUAUCACAAACUGUAAAUGCUCAUCAAUAAGGUGUCCCUAUGUAAUCUGCUUUGAAGUGUUGCAGUGGAUGUAUUGUUUUUUCCCCCGCCAUAAGGCUUUGUUUAACAUUACUUGAAGCGCUCCAAUUUUUGUCUUCUAUCCUUUGUAGUUAUUAGCAUAUGAUUAGCUACAAAACACUGUUUUGCAUAGUUUGAAAGCACAUCUUAUAGUUAGUUGGAUUAUGCAUCGCUGAGGCUGUAUUAUGGCUACAUUAUGCAGACGGGUUGAAGGCCAUUUGCUUAUUUGUGAGCUCGGUGUAUUCUAAAUUCAUUUUCAUUUCUAACAAUAAAGAUUGAAGCCAAUUAUAACAAGUGCAUCCAUAGGUUUUCAUUGUUGUCCUGACACUUUAU
Molecule: messenger RNA, 5020 nt
Organism: Phycodurus eques (leafy seadragon)
Lineage: Eukaryota; Metazoa; Chordata; Actinopteri; Syngnathiformes; Syngnathidae
Product: zinc finger protein 407-like
Exons: 10
Coding region: 183-4436 (1417 amino acids)
Biological process (GO): regulation of transcription by RNA polymerase II
Cellular component (GO): nucleus
Molecular function (GO): zinc ion binding; DNA-binding transcription factor activity, RNA polymerase II-specific; RNA polymerase II transcription regulatory region sequence-specific DNA binding
Source: RefSeq, a predicted model, not a curated record